This is a messenger RNA of Gadus macrocephalus (Pacific cod), 1768 nucleotides long. Its product is annotated as alpha-1,6-mannosylglycoprotein 6-beta-N-acetylglucosaminyltransferase B. The coding region runs from base 689 to 1768 and encodes 359 amino acids. Gene Ontology annotation, molecular function: alpha-1,6-mannosylglycoprotein 6-beta-N-acetylglucosaminyltransferase activity. The record is from RefSeq and is a predicted model, not a curated record. Gene Ontology annotation, biological process: protein N-linked glycosylation. Gene Ontology annotation, cellular component: Golgi apparatus. The transcript has 8 exons. Lineage: Eukaryota; Metazoa; Chordata; Actinopteri; Gadiformes; Gadidae.
AGGGCUGGUCUCAGAUAAGCAUAGAGAGAUGAACGCGGAGAGCUGCUCAGUCCAUGCCCGCGGUGGAGACGCGCGGGGUCCUCCUCUGAGAAGCGCACGUUGCCAUGCUUCAUGCUUCACUUCUCCUUGAAGGAGGAGGGGAUGGCUCUGGUCGUCUGUGAAACGCCCCGAUAUCUCCUGACUCCACGACAAGCGUAAAGGGGAGAACGUUCACUCUUUCAGCAGUUGUUAGACUUUACUACUCGGACCAAAAAUCGGUGGAUUGCUGCCGUGCUGGUUUCGUGAUUCCCGCGCACCUAUCGCCGAGGAUUAUCGCGACUGUGCGUCAAAGUUUCCGCUGAUGUUUUGGUCGUUUUGUCACGAGACAUUAAGUUUGCCUGUGAUUGUUCCGGAAGUUACAGCUCGUGCUUUGCCAGGGAUUUGCAUCGAUACGUGGCGAAGUGUAAAGUUGCACUGCGCGUCUUGCUGACAGCGGGGGGUCGCGAUACAGCGUGAGACCACCACGAUACAGCAGUGAGACCACCCCGACACAGCGUGAGACAACCACAAUAUAGCCGUGCAAACACAACGAUACAGCUUGUGAGCACCACGAUACAGCGCGAGAACGCCACUAUGUCGCAGCGUCCCGGCGUUUCCUCCGCUUGCAGAACAUGACCGCAGCGGUCAGCGACCUAUCCAACAUGCUGAGAUGUCUCGUUACACUGAAGCCGUUCAGGAUCUUCGUGGUGGGCCUGGGCUUCUUCAGCCUCUGCUUCCUGAUGACCUCCCGGGGCCCCCCCUUCACCGCCCGGUCCGAAGUGCUGUCAGGCGGGGGGAGUCGCGGGGGGUGCUGAGGAAGAUCAGUGAGAUGCUGGAGGUGAUCCUGAGGCGGAUGGACGCGCUCUCCCGACUCAGCAACUCCUCCAGCGGCGACGCCCACCGCCUGGAGGAGCUCAGCUCGGCCCUGGACAGGCUCCAGCCAGCAGGCCUACUGGAGAGGAUCGAGUCCAUCGCUCAGAACAUGUCCGACCUGGCGCUCCGGGUGGAGCAGAUCCUCCAGCGCAGCGUCAGAGACAAAGCGAAGGAGGGGACGUUAGGACAGUGUGAGAUCCCAAAGGAACCCCGCUACCCUGACUGCCAGAGCAAGGUGGACUGGAUGCGGGCCCGCUGGACCUCGGACCCGUGCUACGCCUUCUACGGCGUGGACGGCUCCGACUGCUCCUUCCUGGUGUACCUCAGCGAGGUGGAGUGGUUCUGCCCCCCGAUGGCCUGGAGGAACGACAGCAGCGCGCCCACGCACAAGCCCAGACCCAGGACACAGGCGGCGUUCCGCUCGGACAUGGGCCCCCUGUUGGAGCAGGUGGGGGGGGGCAAGGAGUCGCUGAGCUUCAUGAAGCGACGCAUCCGCCGGCUGGCCCCCCAGUGGGCGUCGGCCGCCCGUCGCCUUGACGACCGCCUCCGCCACCUCGUGAGGGAGCAGAAAAGGGUGCUGGUCCACGUGGGCUUCCUGACGGAGGAGUCUGGGGACGUGUUCAGCCCCAAGGUGCUGAAGGGCGGUCCGCUGGGGGAGAUGGUGCAGUGGGCCGACAUCUUCUCCGCCCUCUACGUCCUGGGCCACGACCUCAAGAUCUCCGUCUCCCUCAAAGAGCUGCAGGGGUACGUCCCACCACCCCCGGGUCUGGGCUCUUUCUCACUCUCACAAAUAAAUUUGAAUUGGAAAGUGACAUUUAAAAUAAGUUGUGCAUUAUUAAUCCCAGACAGGAAACUGUCAAAAUACGUCCACAAAUGA